AUGAUGAUGUACUGGCGUCUGUUACUUGUUCACGUAUCAGUGAUUCUCGUGGUCCUCACGCCAAUAAAUACAACGGGAAUACCCGAGAUUGCAUCGUACGCAAAAGUAUCUAGGAGUUGUGUGAAAAGUUCAAAUUCACCGAUAACCAGCAGUGGAGGAGUUGUAAGCGAAGGGCGAAGUUACCAGGCUUCACCGGUUUAUGUGCCUUCGAAGAGCCAGAAACUUCGGAAUGGAGAAGCUCAGGAUUUCGCACCGAGUCAACAGUACUCAACGCUUGAUGAAGAUAUGCUGUCUAAUUUGGACGCGAGGAAGUUGAAGAAACAAGCGCAGGACAGGUUUCAUCCACCAGCUCCGUUUGAGCAUAGUGUAGCGCAUUCGAAUAAAGUAAAGUAUCAACAGGCUGAUGGCCCACCUGACGCGUCCGAGUUUUCGGACUCUCCGGGGGCUGCAGCAGCUGUGUCAUCGGGGGGUUAUACUACUUUGCCUAAGGAUGUGUACUCAGAUAGCUACGAGUACCCACUGACAUCGAAGCCGAAGGAUACAUUACCGUCAAUCACGAUUGAUGACUAUUCACCGAACAAUUAUAAUCCAAAGCCAGUUGACUCUUACCCACCGUCGCAAACCUCGUAUUCAGCUCAACAGGUGCCCAGUUACCUCGAGAGAUACCCAGAUAAGCCCGAUUACCCCGGGCCUGAUUCAUCCUUCGAUGACGCAUCCUACUCACACGAUCACGAUCAUUACCCCCAUGACAUCAUCUACGAUCACCCACCGCACGAUUAUCACCACGACUUCACCACAACAACCACCGAGGAACCAGAAAUGAACGAUCAGAGAUUGAAUAAACGACCUUAUUCUUAUUACUACAUUGGAAAGAAACUGUGGUAUCUUCCCCUUUACUUCAGCAUUUACUUCAUCAUUUAUAUCGCCGCUCUGGUGCUCAAGAGCAUCGCCAGACAUAAAAUCAAUUUCCCCCAACAACUGGCGGAAGCGGCUGGGGCGAAUGGUAGGCACAUGGGGCAGGACGGGCCUGGGUGGUGGGAUCUGACGCAGAGGGUGCUCAAUGGAAUCGACGCGUUUGCCAGUGGAAUUCAUGAGAAAAAUAGAGGAACUAUUGAACGAUGAGACUGUA
Molecule: messenger RNA, 1129 nt
Organism: Diachasma alloeum
Lineage: Eukaryota; Metazoa; Arthropoda; Insecta; Hymenoptera; Braconidae
Exons: 4
Coding region: 1-1122 (373 amino acids)
Source: RefSeq, a predicted model, not a curated record